AUGAGCCGCUCCGAGAGUUGGGACAUGGAUGGGCUGCGGGCAGACAGCGGGGCCGCUGGAGCGGCGCCGGCCUCCUCCUCGUCCUCUGUGGCGGCGCCGGGCCAGUGUCGCGGCUUCCUAUCGGCGCCGGUGUUCGCGGGGACACAUUCCGGACGCGCAGCAGCGGCGGCGGCAGCGGCGGCGGCUGCAGCGGCAGCGGCCUCCAGCUUCGCGUACCCGGGGACCUCUGAGCGCACAGGCUCCUCUUCGUCGUCCUCAUCCUCAGCUGUGAUCGCCACUCGCCCGGACGCUCCGGUGGCCAAAGAGUGUCCCGCGCCAGCGGCGGCCGCGACCGCCACAGCACCCCCAGGCGCUCCUGCGCUGGGCUAUGGCUACCACUUCGGCAACGGCUACUACAGCUGCCGUAUGUCGCACGGCGUGGGCUUACAGCAGAACGCCCUCAAGUCGUCGCCGCAUGCUUCUCUCGGAGGUUUCCCGGUGGAGAAGUACAUGGACGUGUCGGGCCUGGCUAGCAGCAGCGUACCGACCAACGAGGUACCCGCGCGAGCCAAGGAAGUGUCUUUCUACCAGGGCUACACGAGUCCCUAUCAGCACGUGCCUGGGUAUAUCGACAUGGUGUCCACUUUUGGGUCAGGGGAACCUCGACACGAGGCGUACAUCUCCAUGGAGGGCUACCAGUCCUGGACGCUAGCCAACGGGUGGAACAGCCAGGUGUACUGUGCCAAGGACCAGCCACAGGGGUCCCAUUUUUGGAAAUCAUCCUUUCCAGGGGAUGUGGCUUUAAAUCAGCCGGACAUGUGUGUCUACCGACGGGGAAGGAAGAAAAGGGUACCUUACACCAAACUGCAGCUCAAAGAACUGGAGAACGAGUACGCCAUUAACAAGUUCAUUAACAAGGACAAGAGGCGGCGGAUCUCCGCUGCCACGAACCUAUCCGAGAGACAAGUAACCAUUUGGUUUCAGAACCGAAGAGUGAAGGACAAGAAAAUCGUCUCCAAGCUCAAAGACACUGUCUCCUGA
Molecule: messenger RNA, 1020 nt
Organism: Acomys russatus (golden spiny mouse)
Lineage: Eukaryota; Metazoa; Chordata; Mammalia; Rodentia; Muridae
Gene: Hoxd13
Product: homeobox D13
Exons: 2
Coding region: 1-1020 (339 amino acids)
Biological process (GO): regulation of transcription by RNA polymerase II
Molecular function (GO): DNA-binding transcription factor activity, RNA polymerase II-specific; RNA polymerase II cis-regulatory region sequence-specific DNA binding
Source: RefSeq, a predicted model, not a curated record